Columba livia (rock pigeon) is the source of this 5933-nucleotide messenger RNA. RefSeq names its product zinc finger and BTB domain containing 26 (gene ZBTB26). The record is from RefSeq and is a predicted model, not a curated record. Gene Ontology annotation, cellular component: nucleoplasm. NCBI's taxonomy places the organism in Eukaryota, Metazoa, Chordata, Aves, Columbiformes, Columbidae. The coding region runs from base 21 to 1724 and encodes 567 amino acids. The transcript has 2 exons. Gene Ontology annotation, biological process: regulation of transcription by RNA polymerase II. Gene Ontology annotation, molecular function: DNA-binding transcription repressor activity, RNA polymerase II-specific; RNA polymerase II cis-regulatory region sequence-specific DNA binding; protein binding.
GCGCUUCCGGCGGCCGAACAAUGCGGUUCCGAGUCGCCGUCCUGGGCUGCGGCGGCGGCUGUAGGUCCCGGCGGGCUGGCGGGGCAAGGGCGGCGGCCCCGGAGCGGGGGCCGGAACGGGCCGCGGCUCCCGCGCUCCCCGCCGCCGCCGCCUGUGCCGCGGGCCGCGUUCGGCGGGCGGCUCGGCCCGGCCGGGGCCGCGGCGGGUCGCGGGGCCGCCCCGGGGGCGCGGCUGGCGGCCGGGCCCGGCCUGGCGCUGGGGCGGCGCGGCCCCAGGCCCGGGCGGCGGCUCACGGCGGCUCUCCUCCCCUCUCUAGGUCCGUAGCCGGAAGCCGCGGCGGGCGCUGCGGUGGGAGCGGCCGCGGGUGCCAGCGGGGGGACGCGGCCCGGCGCUACAGGUGUGCCAAAAUGUCAGAAAGAUCAGAUAUUCUUCACUUCAAGUUUGACAAUUAUGGAGAUUCAAUGUUACAGAAAAUGAACAAACUGAGGGAAGAAAACAAAUUUUGUGAUGUUGUGGUCCAUAUAGACGACAUUGAAGUUUAUGGGCAUAAAAUUGUCUUUGCUGCUGGCUCUCCCUUUUUAAGAGAUCAGUUCUUACUAAAUGACUCCAGAGAUGUGAAAAUCUCCAUCCUGCAGAGUUCAGAAGUGGGGAGGCAGCUGCUUCUGUCCUGCUACAGCGGCGUUCUGGAGUUUCCUGAAAUGGAACUGGUGAACUACCUGACGGCCGCAAGCUUUCUGCAGAUGAGCCACAUUGUCGAACGAUGUACACAGGCCCUCUGGAAGUUUAUAAAGCCGAAGCAGCCGUUGGAGAGCAAGGAGUGUGAACAGCAGAGUGACUCCUCUGAGCUGAAGGAACAUCAAGGAGAUGACGACUCUCUGCAGCAAGAUUCACCCUGUAUCCAGCCUUCAGAAGACAGCAUGGACAUGGAGGACAGCGAUAUUCAGAUCAUCAAGGUGGAGUCCAUCGGGGAGGUAACAGAAGUCAGGAAUAAGAAGGAUCAAAACCAGUUUAUUUCUCCUGAACAAACUGCGCUGCAUUCCUCAGAGCCUCAACACUUUCUUAUCAACUCCACUGUUGAAAACAGAGCAAGUGAAAUAGAGCAAAACCACCUCCACAAUUACGCCCUUUCCUAUGCUGGCAGCGAUAACAUCAUUCUGGCCUCUAAAGAUAUGUUUGGGCCUAACAACCGCGGUAUAGACAAAGGUCUCCAGUGGCAUCAUCAGUGUCCAAAGUGCACAAGAGUAUUUCGGCAUCUGGAAAACUACGCUAAUCACUUAAAGAUGCAUAAACUGUUUAUGUGUCUGCUCUGUGGCAAGACGUUCACUCAGAAAGGCAAUCUCCACCGGCACAUGAGAGUGCACGCAGGCAUCAAACCCUUCCAAUGUAAGAUCUGUGGGAAAACGUUCUCUCAGAAAUGUUCCUUACAGGACCACCUCAACCUGCACAGCGGGGACAAACCCCAUAAGUGUAACUACUGUGACAUGGUCUUUGCGCAUAAACCCGUUCUGAGGAAACAUCUUAAACAGCUACAUGGUAAAAACAGCUUUGACAAUGCCAAUGAAAGAAACGUUCAAGACAUAACAGUGGACUUCGAUUCAUUCACAUGUAGCGCUGCUGCAGACAGUAAGGUCUGUCAGCAAGCUGAUGCAAGCCAGGUGCUGGAUGCAGGGAAGCUGCCUCAGGCUGUGCUCAGUUUAAGAAAUGAUAGUACCUGCGUCAAUUAAGCAAUUAGAACCAGCCCUUUGAAGGGAUCGUGACUGAGGGGAGCAAACAGUUGGUUUGGGCUCUUACCUAAACUAGUGGUAUGCCCUGAAAGGCUACGGAUGGAUGGCAGGUUGGAUUGCAAAACCUGGCAGGUCUUCAGCCGUCAUUCUUAGUCUUACUUGAUAUUUUGUGUGAACAGCAAUCUUCCUUCAGGUUUCUGUCUGUGUCUCUACUGUGGAUUACGGGGUUAAUUGUUUCAUUUCUCUCUGAUUAGGAGACUCAAGACUAACACGUUUUGAAAGGCUCUUGCUCUGCGCUGCAAGUGAAACCAUCUGCUGUACAGUUAGAGGCCUCUGCCUGGGCAGAUGGAGGAAAGAGCAAAGCGGACAAGUCUGUGAAAUAACCCUUUUUUUGUUUUAAGCACUGGAUAACUGAAAGCACUCCAUGCAGUUAAAUUUAAACUUACCUCUUAAAAUUAUUUUUCUCCGAUCUUACCCGUAGACACCUACAGUUGAAAUGAAGUAUUUUUUUUUGUCGCCUUUUUGCCCUUUCUAAACUAUUUCAAGAAACUUCUGCUGCCAGUCAAUGCUAUCUUAAAAGCUCUCAGGGUUUUUAACCUCAACAUGCGUUAUAAAAAGAUAAAACCCUAAAUGAUUUGGCAGGGUUAGCUGGUCAUUGCAUAGAACUGUUCAAAAUGAGAAUAAAUUUCAGUUCUGGAAGGUGAGAGGCCGGUGCCUGGAGUGCAAGUAUGACCUGUUUCUUAUGCUGUCAUACGUAGGAUUUUUAAAGGGCACGUACCAGUGUGUGUAGUGAGACAAGCUAAACACUUCAAAACUAAAAAUUAUCAUCCAUCUCCCGUAAAUUUUGCAUCACAUAAGCCACAACAGUUGUUGGUUUGUGAGCAAAGCUGGAGUGGAGAAAUACUGCUUUCUGACACUGUGAAAAGAAUCUGAUUUAAAAGCUGCAAUAUAAAACAACUCCACGCUUUUCCUUCCCCCCCCACCCUUAGUUCUCCUGUAUCUCUCCUUGAUCACUAAUAAGGGCCACAUGUCAGUUAACUUGACAAAAAGAAACAAAUACCCACCAUCAGAACAUUAACAACAUAAAGUUUUUUGAAUUCUUAGACAUUCAAAGAACACUUUUUUUAAGUGACGUGCAUAGUUCAUGACCUUUAGUGUUUUACAGAGCCCAGGAUGAGGUAUAGGUAGCACAAUUUCCGUAGGUUAAUGUAUCAGCUAUAGACUGUACUCAGCAAUACCUCUUGUAUACCGCCUUAAACAUCAAAUGUAGCGGGAAUGGCUUGUUAAUUGGGAUUCUGUGAUUAUUGCUUCUCAAAAGUGCCGUGGAAUUAUCCGCAUCCCAGUCGGGCUGAAAGAAACUAAUUUCUCUGAGGAACACCAUUCCCAGUAGAACAGCACUCGUAUUACGUUGAAGUGUAGCAUAAACUAAUAAUCAAAUGGCUGAUCCUAUGUAGAGAACUGCUGUUCGUAUUUGGAGUAAGUAUUUCUUCCAGUGCAGCUCUUUUCCACAAGGUUUGCCAUGAGGCUGAGAUUAUGCUUCCUACUGACAAGUAGUCCUGUUUGUGUGUUUGAAUGAGGGGCAGGGGUGAAAGGCUGCUAUUGUAUGGUUAAAAAUGCUAAACAGGUAUGACCAAAGGUGUGUUAGAGCAAAAAAUGGUUUGUAUGUCAUUAUCAAAAGUUGGUCUUGAUCUUCAGAUACGUGUGUGUAGAAGCCAGGAUUUCCAUAUGCAGACAUUACACUGAUGGACGUUAAAAAGCGUUAAUGUUGCAGAACGUUUUCAGAAAUCCACGUAGGUUCAAGUAGAAAAGCAAAGUGAUUCUGUGAAUCAGUUCUUGCAAUUGAGUUCUUAAACUACUGUACUUGACUGUUACAUGAACUAUUACAUGGACAGCUAUGAAGCAAUGGAAAUGAAGUCAGGGCAUUACAUUUUUCAAGUUGUAGCAAACAUAUUUAGGCCUAAAAUCUAAGCAAACGUAUUUAGGCCUAAAAUCUAACUAUUUGAAACUUAUUAAAAUUAUUGUUCAGGUUCCUGGGACAGACAAUAGGUUUGUAUGGGAAGAAAAACUGUUUUUCCUCUUAAAGCAACCUGCUUUUAGAAUUGUUCUGAGCUAAACCAGACUGUGAUGGUUGCAUCUGACACUUGUGUUUUGUCUUCAGGCAGAAUCUUCUGUAUUAUUCAAACAUUUUGAUAAUAUAUUAUUCACUAUAUGGAAAUAAGUUAUAGCACUAACAUAAAAAUGAAGAUAGACAUGGAGAAUAAGAGCUUGCAAAGCCAGGUCAACAUGCUGUAAGAGACUAGUGAACAGGCUAACCAGAUAUGCAUAUGGACAUGAUAAAGGAAAUGGUCUUCUGCCAGAAAAAGGAAUAAAACUGUACAAAUGGUAGAAAAAGCGGCAGCAAAAUGGACAGUGUUGAGAGCUUUUUCUAUCUGGAAAGUUUUUUGUGUGGAAUUAUGAAGUUGUAAUGUUACUGCAAGGAGAAUACAGCUUGAUGAAGUAGCCAUGGGUGACCUGAAGCUGGUAUGAAGAGACAAAGGUUUACCUAACAAAUUGUUUGGUCAAGAUGUAGAGGUGUUCAGUCCACCCUCUGCUGUGGUGGUGUCGACGUCUGAGAAGGCCGAGACUGCUGGCUGUUCAGUUCAAAGGCUGCUUGUGGUCAUUCGGUGAGACCACAGCAGAAGUAAAUAGGAAAAUGCAGAAAGGUACAAGACUGCUUCUCCAAUGAAAAUGGACGCAUCCGCGGGAUGAAAAGUGACUUCUUGCCGAUGUCUGUGCUUUGGGCCUGGAGAAAGGGUGCAGACCAAGAGAUGCGCUCAGGAGGUGGCUGCGUGGCUCCAGAACACUGGAGGUCUAGGAGGGCAAUGUACAGAUGGCAAGGUGCAAAGUGCACUGGUGGUAGAGUUCAUCUGACAUUUGCCCCUAUAUGGAACAGACAAGUGAAGAGCAUAGAUGAGGCAUUAGAAAAGAAAAACCUGGCUAAUGCUGCUUCUCGGAAUUACAGGUUAAAAUGGAGUGAGAAUUAUUAUAAAUGGAAUAUACAGAGGCAGCUCGAUUAUUGAAUAAGAUGAACUUAAUUGUCCAUGUAUGUACAAUGUUUUCAUUUCAAUGUUCCGAUUAGUGAAAGACUAGACCCAUUGGUUGUUGCUACUGAUGCCGCGUAUUCAGACGAGGACUACAGCAGUUGUCAUAAUCUGUGUGUUCAUGCGUAGAAUACUAUUUGCUGGUAAGUGGAUAGUCUCACAGUGUGCUGUACAACUUCCUGCAUAUCCUAAAAACAACUGAAGUCUAUUACAAAAAUAUUUUAAUAACUCCUUGAAUAUAUUAGGAUUUUUUUUAUGUUGGCAUUUUAUUUAUUUUUUAUAUAUAUAGAAGCAAAUGUUAGAGCUCUUAGGUUUCCCAGAGCUUGAGGCUCACUACUCGUCUGAGUGGUGGUAGAUUGUGCAGCACGUGGAUGGCGCAGCUGCACAGUCUCCUGUGUAGAUCAGGGAUGAGGCUUUCUUUAAUUUAUUUUUCUUUUAGAAGACAUAUUUUGCAGGUUAGUAACUGAUAAAAUUGAAGUGUCAGUCUUGUUCUCCACUAGCUUUUUGGCAAAACUUAGAUAGCUGCGACUGAACUUUUGUGGAAACAAUUUCAAAAUUGUGUGGGGCUGAUUUUGGUUCUGGAGUCAUUGGGAGGAGUAAAAGCGAGGAGGGAGAAUCAAAAUGUGGUACAUACUGAAACUGUUGAAUUCUGAAGUCAUGGUAAAUGUUGAUUUUUCAUAAAGGGGGGGGAAAUAGUCGGCCCUCCUGACUUGAUAAGGGUUGAGAAGGCAGAAUGGACGUUUUUCCUUGGAGAUUGUAUAACCGACGGACUGAGCAUUAGCUACCUCUUCAGUGACUGGGCAAAACUCUGAUCCUACGUGUUGUAACCAAAGCAGGCGGGUCGGUGGCUGGCGGAGCAGCUUCCCCCGGGGCCGGGGCCGAGCCAGCUGCCCGGCCCGGCGCUGCGCCGUCCCCUCAGCCUGUUCUCGCUGGCGGGGCGAGGAGCAGCCCCGGGGCAGCUCCUCUCCGAGAUGCCUUACGGGGCCGGCGGCUCGGGGCGUCCCGGGCCGAUACGUUGCUACCUCUACCGGACGUUUGGCGAGGCGCGCCCCGGUGUCGGUGCGGCGGUCCCGGCGGCAGCCGCUGUAGCAGUGCCAAGUCUUACAAUAAACGUGCUGCUAACUCUGUG